This is a messenger RNA of Pimephales promelas (fathead minnow), 2131 nucleotides long. It is a transcript of the gene eno4, whose product is annotated as enolase 4. Gene Ontology annotation, molecular function: phosphopyruvate hydratase activity; magnesium ion binding. The record is from RefSeq and is a predicted model, not a curated record. NCBI's taxonomy places the organism in Eukaryota, Metazoa, Chordata, Actinopteri, Cypriniformes, Leuciscidae. Gene Ontology annotation, biological process: glycolytic process. Gene Ontology annotation, cellular component: phosphopyruvate hydratase complex.
AUGCACGGUCCCGUAGAUUUAUUGAGACCCAACAGCGUCAAAAUGAUAUUGAACUCGUUUUAAAAGAGAAACACUAUCUCAAUUCUCGCGGUGUUACAUCUGAGGUUGCCGAGCAACCACAGAUCAUCAACAAACCCUGCCAAGACGCGCACAUGACAGCGAAAGACUGUAAACAAAUGCAGAAAUUCUGUCUUAAACGAAACAACCAUGUCAUAUAAAGGAUUCGCGAGCCACAGCAGAGUAUCAAAAGAGGACCAGGAGUUUUACGAGUUGAAAAACAAAGCCGCAGAGUAUUACAGGUCCAACGGGGUGCCUCAGAAGAUAGAGAGCGUCUUGAACGAGAUGUUUUGGCAGAAGCCCGAUGAUAUCUACGGUUUUCUGGCAAACUAUUUUUCCAGGCUUUCCUGUUCUCCAGUGAUUAGUAAAAUCACCGGAAGGCAGGUGUUUGACGGAAGAGGAUUGACAGCAGUUCAGACCGAAGUGCACUGCAUCAUCAGAAAUGAAGAAAAGAUGGUGUGCAGUGCGGUGAUGGGGGGCCCUUGUGAUGGUCUGGCUGAGUCAGGAGAGGACCAGCAACAUCUGUCCAACACAACAGCUCUGAAGUGGAUCAGAGAGCAUCUCAGUCCAAUGUUGCAAGGCUUCAACCCCAUGGACCAAAACAGUGUAGACAAAAUACUCAGAGAUUUCUUCAUGGCACGUUACCUGGAGCACAAGGACAGUCUUAACAGAGAGAAGGAGGAGGAGUUGAGUGAUGAAACAGUGUCUGAGGCUCCGCCCCAGGCCACUCCCACACUGGCUCCUGUAAAAGACAAGAAAGGUGGUGAUAAAAGUAAAAAAGGAAACAGCACGGAGAAGCUCCUCCCUCCUGCAGAAGCCCCAGAGCCGAGGCUGCCAGGGGCCACGGCAGUUGCUGUUGUUUCUUUGGCGGUGGCUAAAACCGCGGCCGGACUCUUAGGAGCACCCCUAUACCGACAUAUCACAUCAUUAAGAGUCCAGCAGACUCAGAAUGGGAUGCACUUGCCUGUGCCAAUGAUUACAAUACUGAGCUGUGGAAAGAACUCUGUGGGUAAACUCAACCUUCUGGAGGAGGUCAUCCUUAUGCCCAGCUUGUCGCAAACAGUCAGAGAAGUCAUUGGCAUGGGCCUUGAGCUGCAGUGUGAAAUGAGGAGAGUUUUGAAUGGAUCGGCAUAUAAAGCAGGGCCUAUAGGUGUAUCCGAUGAGGGAGCGUUACAGGUGGGGUUUGAACAUCCCGAACAGGCCCUUGAUCUGGUCACAGAGGCGUGUGCUAACCUGGCAUUGCCUCUCGGUUCUGACCUAGGCUUGGCCAUAAACUGUGCAGCACACGGCCUCAUGGACUAUUCACGUGGGAAGUAUGAGGUAAUGUCAGGCUGUCACAAAUCCCCAGAUGAGUUGGUGGACAUGUACGGGGGGCUGAUUAAUAAAUAUCCAGCAAUCAAAUCUCUCAUUGAUCCUUUCAGGAAAGAGGAUGUCGAGCAGUGGGAGAGACUGGCCUCAGUGAUUGGGCAAACUUGCUGCCUGAUUGCAGAUGCUGCAUUCAAUCUUUCUCCACACUGGAGUGAUGCCAAACCCCUCCCACCUGGGAUCACGGGGGUCAUUCAUAGGCAUCACAAUGAUAUGACCAUCUCUGACCUUAUAAAAAGCAUAGCAGAGCAGAAAGAUGCAGAGACGAUGCUGGCUGCAGGAUGUGGCGAUACAUCAAUUGUUGACUUGGCUGUAGGGUCAGGCGUGUCCUUUCUUAAACUGGGCGGGUUGAGAGGAGGGGAGCGAAUGGACAAAUACAAUCGUCUGAUGGCGAUAGAAGAGGAACUGGAGCAGGAGGGGAACCUGGGUGCUAGAGAAAAAAACAGCCUCUGCCAGAUCUUUCCGAAUCAUUUAACUCUGGAAGCGGCUGUGACCGUCCCUACUAAAUGAUGUCUUGAUGUUACUUCAUCUCCUGUAUGUCUAACAUUUUCACAGUAGGGUUCGUAUGACCCGACUGACAUCAAAAUUCAUAUCAAUUUUAUUUUCACGUCAAAAUGUAUUUUUAGGCGCAAGAUUGUAAAAUGACCCACCUCAUCUAGCAAAAAUAUAUUCUUGUGUGAUAUUUUAGAGCUAAUAGAUGGUGUAUACA